Messenger RNA from Parastagonospora nodorum SN15, 746 nucleotides. RefSeq lists its product as hypothetical. Gene Ontology annotation, cellular component: membrane; mitochondrion; cytoplasm. The transcript has 5 exons. Lineage: Eukaryota; Fungi; Ascomycota; Dothideomycetes; Pleosporales; Phaeosphaeriaceae. Bases 63 to 644 code for a protein of 193 amino acids. The record is from RefSeq and is a predicted model, not a curated record.
ACUCAUCCCCUCAACUUCUGCCACUCAAACUUCGUAAACCGAAGUAUUCGAUAGCAGGCAAAAUGGCGUUCCGCUGGUACCAAGCAAAGCUCAAGUCGGCGCCGCUGCUGACGCAGAGUAUCACCACAGCUGUACUCUUCUCAACCGGCGACGUCAUGGCGCAACAGCUCGUCGAGAAGCGCGGCUUCGACCAGCACGACCCGAUGCGAACGGCAAGAAUGGGCGCAUACGGUGGUGUCAUCUUCGGUCCCGCAGCGACAAAAUGGUACGGCUUCUUAACCAAGAACGUCAACCUCAAGGGCAAGAACAGCACAAUCGCCGCGCGCGUAGCAUGCGAUCAAUUGAUUUUCGCGCCCGUAAACAUGGGACUCUUCCUCUCCUCCAUGGCCUACCUCGAAGGCGCAUCGCCCAAGAAACGCCUCGAAGACGCCUACGUCCCCGGUCUCACCAAGAACUUCAUGAUCUGGCCGUGGGUGCAGUUUACAAACUUCAAAUACGUGCCCAUGGAGCAUCGGGUGCUGGUUGUCAAUAUCAUUUCGCUCGGGUGGAAUUGCUAUUUGAGCUUUUUGAACAGCGGUGGUGGCAAGUUGCCGAAUUUGCCCCCGGGACAUACCAAGGAGGGUGGACAGCUGCCGCCGGCGUAAGGGGGGUGUUUGUAGGGAAGGUAAUAUGGGGCGGAAUGGGGCUAUAGACGGCUUUUCUAUGGAAUGGGUAUGCUAUUUCGUGCCUGAUAGGACGCGUUUGAG